ACAGUUUAACUAAUCAUGUGUAACCUAAUCUCACUCGCAGAUGGUCUAUUUGUGAGUCUACAUCGAGGUCUGGGUCUUUCUUCACAGUGUUUGAUGAGGAUGCACUCCCAAGGAGUGUCGGUCAGGUCUCCUCCGUCUCCUUCUUCAGCAUUUGUACCUAUCAGUGAUAAAGACAUGACUGAGAUUGAACUGCACUCUGUGGACUCCAUCAGUGACCUGCACCGCACACACCCUGAACAGCACAGCAAAGGUGUCCGACCUCCACGUCCACAACCUCCAUCCAUCAAUGGGAACCUUCAAAUGAUUGACAGGCCAGUCGUCUGUCAAACAGGGUAUCGAAUGAGAAGGUCCCAUUUGAGUCAACUCAGCGAUAUGUGGACUUCCUCUAAGUGGCGCUACUCUUUGACAUGUGUGGCUGUAAUGCUGAUCCUCCUCACAGUCAUUCUCAUCUUUAUCGUCUUAGUCCAGCAGAGCAGAACUCUACACAGGCUGGCUGAGGCAUUGAGUCAAAGGCAAGAAGCAACAGACGAAACGUCUAUCAUCUUUCAGGAACUCCAGGCUCUGCGCAGAAACCUGACUGCACUGAAGAUCAGACAAUAACCACCCACAAACAUCACGCACAGAUAUCUUCAUAAUGAAUACGGUUUAUGAUCCUGUGUAUGUAAAGCAGUGUACCGGGGUCAGUCCAAAAGUGUGUCAACAUCCUAUCGACAUGGGAUCUCAAAAGUGUACUGUGUAAAAUUUCAGACACACUCCAUAUGACUAUACUGACUAUAAAACCAUCUCAAUGACACAUUGGUAAUGGAGUAUAUGUUUGCGUGUGUUAGAGAUUACCGGUCAGAAUCUAGUCUAGUAGACCUUCUUAUACGCAUCAGUUGGAGUAGCUAGCUUGCAAAUUGAGAUUCAUUAAUGUGGACUAGAGCUACGUUUUGAAUUUGAACUCAUUAGGUCAUUCAAACAGCUUUUUAAUAUGGAUUUAUUCAGUUUUUCUGCUUUAGUAUAUCAAUGAUCAGAGUGACAGCAGUUAGGAGCACAAUAUGUUACAGACCAAGCUCAGUAUGUAUCCAGGAAAUUACUACAGCUGAUUGCUCCAUGGAGUUUAAGUAACUGUGUAGAUACAUCAAGUUACAAACCAUGCAAAUGCAGCCUGAAAAUGCACAACAGUGGUUCUUGAGGUCAAAUAUUGUAUCUCAAUUUUCCUCUAUCUAAAGAUACACUGACCGAUCAUGUGUAAGCAUUUGUACCUUAGAAUCCCAGUUUAGUACUAUUCUGAUGAGUAUGGAGUCUAGUUAUAAAAGAACACAUACAGUAUAAGCGGGAUAUAUAAGCGGAAACUGUGCAAAUGAAUUUUAUAGACGUGAUGUAAAGGACCAGAUAAUCACCAAAAACUGCUCUGCAACUAAUCUUACCAUACCUAUAUGGGUUAUUCUAUAGAAUUGGUGCAAACUGCUGUCCUACAACCAUAAAAAAAAACACAUUUAAAAAGCAUUUAAGCAUUCAAAUCUUAGAUGUUUACUAAGAUCCUUCUAUUAUCUAUUGAAACCCAUCAGUAAGCUUUAUAUAUAUAUAUGUAUAUAUAUA
Ictalurus punctatus (channel catfish) is the source of this 1581-nucleotide messenger RNA. RefSeq lists its product as uncharacterized. Bases 16 to 600 code for a protein of 194 amino acids. The transcript is spliced from 5 exons. NCBI's taxonomy places the organism in Eukaryota, Metazoa, Chordata, Actinopteri, Siluriformes, Ictaluridae. The record is from RefSeq and is a predicted model, not a curated record.